AUGUCUCAAGAAACCACAAGCAAAGAUCGCAAAAACAAAAACGAAAAUAAAGAGAAAAAAUCCAAGAAACAAAAGCGAGUUUUAGAUAACGACGACGGCGAAUUAGUCACUACAGUCGAAGUGAAAAAGACGAAAAAAUCAAAAAAGCGCCGACUCGAUGAUGACGACGAACAUUACGAACAUGACGAAGGAAAAAUGGAAUCGAAGAAAUUGAAAAAAUCGCAGCGGAGGAAAUCGGUCUCUUUUGCCGAUGAUACUAAGGAGGUUGGGACGUCGGAGGAAGAUGCAUCUUCAGAACCAGCUACAGCCACGCAAAACCAAGACGGCGCGCAGGGUAAGAUUGAAACAGAGGAUGUGGAAGAGGAGAUAUCUCCAGAAGUUCGGAAACAGAGAAAACGAGAGAAACGGGAACAACGACGGAAGAAAGAUAUCGGCGAAAGCGAAAUGGUCUCUCGCAAAACACCGACACCAAACUCUACGGAUGAAACACCCGUUCUUUCGUAUCUUUCACAAUACUCCGAGAACCGGUCAGAAUGGAAAUUUCAAAAAAAUCGAGAAUCUCAACUACUCAAAAAGAUUCUGUCCUUAGAUGAUGUUCCGGCGGAGUAUAAUCGGGCACUUUUCGUGUAUUUGAAAGGGCUGAAAAGCGAAGGCGCGAGGCAAAGACUGCGGAAAAAUGCGCAGGAGGGUAUCAAGUCUGAUGAGGUGCAAGAGCAAGUUGAGCAGGGUGAAGAUUCGGCUGCUGAUACCGGGUCAACCUCGAUACCUGACUCGUCGAAGGAAAGCUAUAAUGAAGCUGUUCGUCGAUUUAAGGGGAAUCUGAAUGCAGGUGCCAAGAAUUUUGACGACGGGGUUGCACUGGAGGAUGCUGAUCCGGAUCUCAAGCAAAGGCUUGAAAAGAGAAAACGUGCCGAAUUGGUUUUGUGGUCGGUGUCUGGGAAGAUUAGCAAAAACGAUGCUGGGUCAACAAAGCCUCGUGCAGCUCUAGAGAACAUUGAUGAGGAAGCAUCGUCGGCCAAGGAUAAGGGUAAAGAGGGGAAUCAGAAUAAGAAAGCCCCGGCUAGGAAGAAGAGGAAGAACCGCACGAUGUUGGUGGAGAUAUCCAGCAGUAGUGAGAGCGAUAGUGAUUGA
Molecule: messenger RNA, 1131 nt
Organism: Talaromyces proteolyticus
Lineage: Eukaryota; Fungi; Ascomycota; Eurotiomycetes; Eurotiales; Trichocomaceae
Exons: 1
Coding region: 1-1131 (376 amino acids)
Source: RefSeq, a predicted model, not a curated record